This is a messenger RNA of Ruditapes philippinarum (Manila clam), 1123 nucleotides long. RefSeq names its product polyprenol reductase-like. Gene Ontology annotation, cellular component: endoplasmic reticulum. The transcript is spliced from 4 exons. Lineage: Eukaryota; Metazoa; Mollusca; Bivalvia; Venerida; Veneridae. The record is from RefSeq and is a predicted model, not a curated record. Gene Ontology annotation, biological process: polyprenol catabolic process; dolichol-linked oligosaccharide biosynthetic process. Bases 1 to 597 code for a protein of 198 amino acids. Gene Ontology annotation, molecular function: 3-oxo-5-alpha-steroid 4-dehydrogenase activity.
AUGGUUCAGGUUAUGGGGACAAUGUUCUCUAACAUUGUGGUUUUGACCUGUGCAAGUUGCCAGGUAUUGAGAAGGUUUCUCGAGUGUCUAUUUAUCAGUGUUUACUCUCCUGAUAGCAAAAUGAGCUUCGUCAUCUACUUUGUUGGUGUGGCAUUCUAUACAGCUCUUCCUAUUACCUCCCUUUCAGGGACUAAUCUUAAUGAUGCUUUCAAAUGUGAAGAAUUACUUCAGUAUGUUUGUUGGAACCAUAUUGUUGGUGUUGCUCUAUUUAUCUGGGCAUCAUAUCAACAGAGAAAAGUUGCAUUCCAGUUUGCUCAACUUCGCCAGAACAAAUCAGGGAGAGUUCAUAACACAAAGCAUCACAUUCCGUAUGGAGGAUUAUUUGAAUAUGUGUCAUGUCCACAUUACUUCACAGAAAUACUCAUAUAUCUCUCGAUGAAUAUCAUCUUCUCAUUUAGAAACACUAUGAUGAUCUCAUUGUUCAUAUUUGUUCUAGCAAACCAGGUGAUUUCAGGAUACUUUAGUCAUAAAUGGUACAAAGAGACAUUUAAAACUUAUCCUAAAAAUAGAAAAUCAACCAUUCCUUUUAUAUUUUAAGAAGGUUUUUGUUUUCAUGAAUACUCAUGUCAUGUAAAAUGAGUACAUGUACUUCUAGAGUAUUUAAAAUUUGAUAUUAAAGUCUAUAUGUAUUAACUUACACAAAUACUCCACUCUCUGUAGUAGAGGCCAGUUUCAUUUUACUCAUUUUUGAAAAUAAGUGUAUGUGCGAGAAAAUGCAUUGUUGUACUUUUACUGUUAUUAGCUCACCUCUCACAAAGUGACAGGGUGAGCUUUUGUGAUCGCUUUUCGUCCCGCGUCCGUAAACUUUUACUUUAAAUGACAUCUCCUCAUAAACCACUAAGCCAAUUUCAUCCAAACUUCACUGGAAUGUUCCUUUGGUGGUCACCUUUAAAAAUUGUUCAAAGAAUUUAAUUCCAUGCAGAACUCUGGUUGCCAUGGCAACCGAAAGAAAAAACUUUAAACAUUUUCUUUUAAAAAACCCAAAGAGCUAGAGCUUAGAUAUUUGGCAUGAAACAUCUUCUAGUGAGUGUCUACCAAGUUUGUUCAAAUAAAAUUCCUGAGG